AUGGACUCUCCCUCUACUACAACUAACCAGAAACCGUUCAAACAAGCCUGCGACAAUUGUCGUCGGCGGAAAAUUAAAUGCUCCAGAGAGCUCCCCUGCGAUAAAUGCCAGAGACUACUCCUCUCCUGUUCCUAUAGUGAUGUUCUGCGCCGGAAGGGACCGAAAUUCCGCACCCUCUAUCCUUUAGCUCCAAUCCACCCACUUGUAUCUCGGCGCGGAGAGGAGCGCCGCUGCCAUUCUCAAAAGCACCCUCUCGAUAGCGAAUGGCUUUCGGAGUCGGGAACAUAUGCACUGCCAGGAUCAGGUUCUCCUGUUUCGCCGUUCACAGCGGCCGAUAACCAAUAUAUACCUUCGGAACUCUCGGACUCAUGCACCAGGCUUCCACCGCCGGAGCUGGUUUCCUCCCCGGACUCAACCAACUCCCUGUCAGAUUCGCUCAUUGGAGCAAUAUUCCCUUCGGCAAGACGUCUAUCAGCACCGGUUCUACUGGCCCACGUCAAUGUCUUCCUGAAGUAUCUGUUCCCUAUCAUGCCAGUAGUGCAGAAAGAAAAGCUGCACCAAGACUGUCACCAACCGCAACAUCUGUCUUCCCGAAGAUACGCCUUCCUGGCUUCAUUAUGCGCGGUUACACACAUCCAGCUGAAACUAGACGGUGCGACAUCAGCCUCGAAUCCUUCGCACCUGCAAGCCGGCGUCGACGGCCGUUCGGUCAUGUCCGGCGAGGAGUUACUGGCGGAGGCUGUGCGCGCCAGAAAAGACGUCGACCUGGUGGAUGAAAUGAGUGUCGAAAGCCUUCUAACAUCUUUCUUCCUUUUUGCUGCAUACGGCAACUUGGAUAAGCAGGACCACGCCUGGUUCUAUCUGUGCCAGGCGACAUCUAUGGUCUUCACGCUAGGACUGCAUCGCGAAUCAACAUACUCCGAUCUGAGCGUCGAGGAGGCGGAAGAAAGACGAAGGAUCUUCUGGCUACUAUUUAUUACAGAGAGAGGCUAUGCACUACAACAAGCCAAACCAGUCAUGCUCCGCAAUUCCAUUCAUAAACCACAAGUUCUCGGCUCAAACGACCCAAUCCUUGCCUACGGGUUCAUCAACCUUAUCAGCAUCUUCGAAAAGCUAACUGUAAGUCUCUACGACUGGGUCUCUGCCGGCGGCGGAGACGGUAUCUGCGCAAUGCCUCCUACAUCAUCCAUCCAAUCCAGUCUCAGCAAGUCCAUCUCAUUAGAAGGGGUUUCAGAAAUCCAAAAAGUCGACAUCCUCAUCACUCAGCAGUGGCUCCAAGCCAUGAUGUGGAAACUCUCCAUGACACGUGCCGCGCAGCCUGGCGCACGCGAUGAUACCGUCCUCCCAUUUCAUCUGCCCGUAUUGGUCGGGAAAGCAGUCAUGGGCGUCAUUGGAGCCGCGUCGCAAGGCGCUGUCGAUGCGCACGGUAUUGGAAUGGAACAAAAGCUCUUCGACCUAGGCACCUCCGUCGCGGACGUCUCCCGCUCCCUAGGAUCAAAAGCGUCCCAACAUCUUUCCGAAUCAACCGUCGACCCUCGCGAUCUCCUAUGGGGAAUACUCAACAUGUUAUCCCGAAUCCGCGGUUCCCAGUCGUACUUGCUCCCUGCGCUCGUGGAACGAAGUAAGGGUGUCUUGGGCUUUGACUGUUCGCUCUCCGUAUACAAUCUCCUGCCACCGACCACUACCACCACUACUACUACUGCCGGGUCUGCGCUGUCUGAUCUAGAUUCUCUAGAACAUGCGUGGGAUUAUGUUUCAGCUCAGGAUGAUCUCCGGGAUCAAGAGGGGGAUACGGUGGAGUCAGUGAUGGGGAUUAUGUCGUCUUCGAGGAUACAAGAGGAUAUCUCGUUUUAG
Messenger RNA from Aspergillus tanneri, 1854 nucleotides. Its product is annotated as putative C6 transcription factor (AmyR). Bases 1 to 1854 code for a protein of 617 amino acids. Lineage: Eukaryota; Fungi; Ascomycota; Eurotiomycetes; Eurotiales; Aspergillaceae. Gene Ontology annotation, biological process: regulation of DNA-templated transcription; DNA-templated transcription. Gene Ontology annotation, molecular function: DNA binding; DNA-binding transcription factor activity, RNA polymerase II-specific; zinc ion binding. The record is from RefSeq and is a predicted model, not a curated record. The transcript has 3 exons.